UCUCCUCCCUUCCCAUGCCUUUUUACUCCGUGGUAGGGUAGCAGGUAGCCCUAAGACCUCUUUCCAUCUCUCAACCAACCAGUGGAAAGAAAACAAAGAAAGAGAAAAACCGUUGGUAUCACACCGAAAGUUGAGUGUAUAGCCCACGAACCGUCGAUUUGAAUCUCGGAAGCAUAUAUACCGUUGUAAGUGUGUGUGUUCUUCGCAGUUCGUAUUUACGAGGCUUUUUUGUUUCUUUCUGUGUCUGAGGUAUCAGAUCCGAAAAUGAUUUUCAUACUCCUUUUCAAGAAGAGAAAUGAAAAAUCCGAUCUUGAAAUCGUACGAAAAGGGUAGCAAAUCUAGGGUUAGGGUUUGGUAAUUUAUUCCAAUUCAGGGUGUUUUUUGGUUGGGUUAUUUAUCGUUGAGGGAGGGAUGAAGAUGGAGAUGGGAAUGGGUAGGUUUUGGAGCGAAGAAGACACGGCCAUGGCCGUUGCUGUGAUGGGCCACCAGGCGUUCGAUUAUCUGACGGCCGGGAAUGUUUCUUCCGAUGGGCUUCUGACUGCCGUCAACGGUAGCGAUGGCAGUCUCCAGCACAAGCUCUCGGAGCUCGUGGAUGGCUCGGAUUCUUCCAAUUUGGGAUGGAGCUACGCCAUCUUCUGGCAGAUCUCGCGGUCGAAAUCGGGCGAUUUGGUUCUUGGAUGGGGAGAUGGGUAUUGCAGGGAGCCCAGAGAAGGGGAGGAAUCCGAAGCCCGGGCCUUGAAUCUCCGCCUCAAUGGCGGUGGGGCCGACGGCGACCUUGCCCUGCAGAAGAUGCGGAAACGGGUCCUGCAGAAGCUGCACACGUUCUUCGGCGGGCCCGACGAGGAGAGCUAUGCAUUCGGGCUCGACAGGGUUACCGACACGGAGAUGUUCUUUCUCGCGUCCAUGUACUUCUCGUUCCCCCGCGGGGAUGGGGGCCCCGGGAAGGCAUUCGGGUCUGGGACUCAUCUGUGGCUUUCGGAUGUGCUGAAAUCUCCGCCGCCCGAUUACUGCGUCCGGUCCUUUCUCGCUCGCUCCGCCGGGAUCCAGACCGCGGUGUUCAUCCCCACCGAUAUGGGCGUCAUCGAAUUGGGGUCUGUUAGAUCGAUACCGGAGGACUUGGAAGUGUUGCGAAUGAUAAGAUCGACGUUCUCAGCAGCCCCGCCGGCUGCUGUUGCAGUUAAGGUGAUGGAGAAGCGGGACGAAACUGCCACUGUUUCUGGUGGUUUUGGAUUCGGUGGGGCACGUGCGGAGGACUACCCGAAGAUCUUUGGGCAGGAUCUGAACCCGGGCCGGUCUCAGAUCAAUGAGAAACUCGUCCUUGCAAAGCUGGAGGAGCGGCCAUGGGAUGUCUACACAAAUGGUAAUCGGACGCCCUUUCUGCACAGUAGGAAAGCCAUGCAUGGUUCAAGCUGGAACCCAAUCCAUAACAUGAAGUCGUCAGCCCCAGAGGCUUACCCAUCUCAAAUUCAGGCCAAUAAUCCCCAGAAAUUCAGUAAUGGUGUUGUGAUGAUGGGUAAUGAUGUCGAUGCGACACAUCGGGCAUAUGGUCACAGUAAUGGGGUUAGGGAUGAGCCGCGGAUGAGCCAAUUCCAACCGCAGAAGCAACAGCAGCACAGGCAAAUUGAUUUUGCCGGGACGACUUCAAGAGCCGCCUCUGUUAUUGCCCGUCCAAGCGUUGCGGAAUCAGAGCACUCGGAUGUUGAGGCUUCCUGUAAGGAAGAUCGGUUGGGCCCAGCCGAUGAGCGGAGGCCGAGGAAGCGGGGCCGGAAGCCUGCCAAUGGGAGGGAAGAACCACUCAACCAUGUCGAAGCAGAACGCCAGAGGCGCGAGAAGCUUAACCAGCGCUUUUAUGCACUGAGGGCGGUGGUGCCCAACAUCUCCAAGAUGGACAAGGCGUCAUUGCUUGGGGAUGCCAUCACCUACAUCACUGAGCUUCAGAAGAAGCUCAAAGAGAUGGAGUCCGAGAGGGAGAAGUUCGGGAGUGCGUCUCAUGAUGCAGCAUCUGAGGCCAACUCUGCAGAGAACCGCAAGCAGGUCCCAGCCCCAGACAUCAACAUCCAAGCAGCACAGGACGAGGUUGUUGUCCAGGUGAGCUGCCCUUUGGACACCCAUCCUGUUUCAAAGGUCAUGCAUGCAUUCCAAGAGGCGAAGAUGUCUGUGGUUGAGUCGAAGAUCUCUGCUGGCAGCGACACCGUUUUGCACACAUUCGUUGUCAAGUCUCAGGGAUCUGAGCAGCUGACCAAAGAGAAGCUGAUUGCUGCAUUUGCUCAUGAAUCGAAUGCUUUGUAGCCAUCACUUCCUGCUGGGUAGUGUAGAAUCAGUAGAAAGGAUGCAUGGGAAGAAGCCUAGGGCUUUGUAGCCAUCACUCCCUGUUGGAUAGUGUAGAAUCAGUAGAAAGGAUGCAUGGGAAGAGGCCGAGGUUUUCAUAUCGGCUGACUCUAGCGAAAAGGGUUUGAAUCAAGUAUCAGAGUAGUAGAAGGAUUAGUAUGUAGAUUGACUGAGAUUCGACCGCGGUGGUAAAUGUCCGUUGCUGUUUGUAUAUUCGUCCCAACUGCGGAACUAGCCUAGACAGCAUAAUUUAUUAAUCUGUGAUGUAGCUAACUAUUGUUCGUUGCUCACAACUAUCGCAGUCGAGAAAGUGUGGAGAUUGUAGCAAGGCACUACCCUUUUCGCAUAUUACAACUAUGGAUUUGUAUAAGUUGGGUUCAGGUAUUUGGGAUGAACUCAUCGUUCUCUUGUGGCAUAGAUAUGACUGAAGUUCUUUCAAUUCAGUGCAACAUUCAGAUACCUAUGAAGGUUGCAGAUCUCCUCUGGUAGUAAUUGCUCUGAUGUACGUACUGUUACGUGUUGGUAGUAUUUUUGUAGACUGGUCGGGAAGUAUUGGUAGUGUACAUACAUAUAUGUUCACGAUUCUACUAAAGUUCCAAUAGACUCUAUGAGUUCUUAUUAUUUUGUCUA
Magnolia sinica is the source of this 2958-nucleotide messenger RNA. RefSeq names its product transcription factor MTB1-like. Lineage: Eukaryota; Viridiplantae; Streptophyta; Magnoliopsida; Magnoliales; Magnoliaceae. Gene Ontology annotation, biological process: regulation of DNA-templated transcription. Bases 412 to 2289 code for a protein of 625 amino acids. Gene Ontology annotation, cellular component: nucleus. Gene Ontology annotation, molecular function: DNA-binding transcription factor activity; transcription cis-regulatory region binding; protein dimerization activity. The record is from RefSeq and is a predicted model, not a curated record. The transcript has 2 exons.